AACUUGAAAAUGAAGUUAAAAAUUAAGCGGCAAAACCAAACCUAGGCUUUCUGAGAAAGUGGGGCCAUAGCUGGUGCUGUCUGACUGCCACGUGGCUUAUUAUUUAUCCCUGUGAAACUCUGCAAAAGUAUUUGAAAGGGAAGAAGGAACAGAAAGCUCCCUCCUUUUUCAAGUUAGCCUUAUAGUCUAGGGCUUAAAAUACUGGUUUAAUGCUGAAGAUAAAAGACCGUUGUGGUGAAAGAGAUUCAGGGCACAGGGAAACUCCACCACAAAGUGUAGUAUCAUUUCCCAGAGAAGCUAAAUGGACGGGAAGCCUGCCACCAGGAGAGGUCCAGAUUUCUGUUCAUUACGCUAUGGGCUGGCUCUUAUCAUGCACUUCUCAAACUUCACCAUGAUAACCCAGCGUGUGAGUCUGAGCAUUGCAAUCAUUGCCAUGGUGAACUCCACUCAGCAGCAUAGUCUAUCUAAUGCCUCCACUGAGGGGCCUUUUGCAGACGCCUUCAAUAACUCCAGCAUAUCCAUCAAGGAAUUUGAUACAAAGGCCACUGUGUAUCAAUGGAGCCCAGAAACUCAGGGUAUCAUCUUUAGCUCCAUCAACUAUGGGAUAAUACUGACUCUGAUCCCAAGUGGAUAUUUAGCAGGGAUAUUUGGAGCAAAACAAAUGCUUGGUGCUGGUUUGCUGAUCUCUUCCCUUCUCACCCUCUUCACACCACUGGCUGCUGACUUUGGAGUGAUUUUGGUCAUUGUGGUUCGGACAGUCCAGGGCAUGGCCCAGGGAAUGGCAUGGACAGGUCAGUUUACAAUUUGGGCAAAGUGGGCUCCUCCACUUGAACGAAGCAAACUCACUACCAUUGCGGGAUCAGGGUCAGCAUUUGGAUCCUUCAUCAUCCUCUGUGUGGGGGGACUAAUCUCACAGGUCUUGGGCUGGCCUUUUAUCUUCUACAUCUUUGGUAGCACUGGCUGUAUAUGCUGUCUCCUAUGGUUCACAGUGAUUUAUGAUGACCCCAUGCAGCACCCGUGCAUAAGUGUUAGGGAAAAGGAGCACAUCAUGUCCUCACUGCCUCAGCAGCCCAGUUCUCCUAGACGAGCUGUCCCCAUAAAGGCAAUGGUCACAUGCCUACCACUUUGGGCCAUUUUCAUGGGUUUUUUCAGCCAUUUCUGGUUAUGCACCAUCAUCCUAACAUACCUACCAACGUACAUCAGUACUCUGCUCCACGUUAACAUCAGAGAUAGUGGAGUUCUGUCCUCCCUGCCUUUUAUUGCUGCUGCAAGCUGUACAAUUCUAGGAGGUCAGUUGGCAGAUUUCCUUUUGUCCAGGAAUCUUCUCAGGUUGAUCACCGUGCGAAAGCUCUUUUCAUCUCUAGAUAUGCAAGUUUCCUCAUGGGAAUCUCAAGGGGAUUUGGGCUCAUUGCAGGAAUUGUCUCUUCCACUGCCACUGGAUUCCUCAUCAGUCAGGUUUGGACCAGUUUAUUGAGCAUCUUCAAGUGGCAUGUAUUGUUCUAGGUAUUGGAGAUACGCACUGUGCUCUCAAGGUCUGGAUGGCAACACAAUUAUUCCAUUUACAUGAGCCUCUAAAUUGGACAUUGGUAGGUCAUAUUUCCCAGGGGAAGAAAAGUAUAAGCUAAUUUUCUCAAAAUGAAUAGAUGUUAGAUUGAUUAAAAUGAGCUGUUCCAGUGUAGAAGACAGCAUGUAUGACUUCCUAGAGGUACAUGAGCAUGAAGCUCUUCUUAGUUAUGACCAGAAUGAAUUAUGCAUGUCAAGGAAUAGCAAGAGAUGAAGACAGAGGGGCAGAAGAAGAAGAUCAUGAAGAAAAUGUUAAGACUAAUUCCAAUUUUUAAAAAAUCACAAAAUGGAAAACAUAAAGUAUUCUGAGACCAGUUUAAAAAUAAGUUAAAUGGCUGAAAAGAGAUUGGCUGGGAGACAUUGCAAGGAGGCUUGCUCAGUGUUUGGAAAUGCAGGCUCGCGAGGAAGAUGAAAAGACAGACCCAGGUGGGGAUGGAAGGGCUGACAAGAACCAACUUACAGAGAGAAGCUUGGUUUUUAAUACAUUUCUAUGUGAUCAAGUUGCCAGGUUAAUAUUUGACUAAACUGCUAGGAAUCCACUGUGACUAUGAUGUUGGAAAUGACUCACUAGGGCUUUCUGAGGAGGGUCACACAGGGACCAAAUAGAACUCAUGUUGAAUUGAGAUGGGUUGUAGUGACAGAUAUCAACAGCCAAAACUCAGACAAAACAGAGAAGACACAAACAUGAUGCCAUUUUAGGCAUAAUUUUAAAUGAGUAGUAUUAUAUGUUGAAAUCCAAAUUUUCAGAAAAAUGUUAGUAUAGCUUAUUUUAGUUUAACGAAAUAACCAUUCCAACUCAGAGCCCAAUGUGCCUUUUGGUCAUUUUGUUUCCCAUAGUUUCAUAAACUUUCUUAAGUAGCUACUGCACGUUGUUCUCUAUAUUUCUUGUGAUCAACAUUGCAAUAUACAACUUGGAGGACUUCUAGAACUAGUGUUGAAGAAAAUUGUGAGAUUGAUCAUUAUUCUGUGUUUUUUACAUCUAGGAUUUUGAGUCUGGUUGGAGGAAUGUCUUUUUCCUGUCUGCUGCAGUCAACAUGUUUGGCCUGGUCUUUUAUCUCACGUUGGGACAAACAGAAAUUCAGGACUGGGCCAAAGAGAGGACCUCACCCACCUCUGAGGACAUAAAGUUAUUUCAAAUUUAAAUAUAGUAUUGAGCAUGAACUUUUUUAACAUUUUUAUGUUCAUAUUCUUGACCACAGACUCAGCAGUUGUCAACUAUGGCUGUGUGUUAGUCUUCCUUGGGGAGCCUUUAUAAGACUCUGAUGCCUGGGACCCACUUUAGAGAUUCUGAAUGAAUUGGUCUGGGGUAGAAUCCAGAUACCACUAAUUUUUAGAUACUCUUCAGAGGUUUCUAACAUGCACCCAGGAUUGACAAUAGCUGGACAAACUUGAAAAGUCAAUUCAUGUGGCCUUUGGAUUUUCCUCAUUGGAAAGUACUAAAUGAAUAAAACUUUGCGUGAAAAUGAUCACUGAUAAAUAUCUUCAUGGUGCAGGGGAGGUGGUUAUUGGAUACAGAGAAAUCUGAUGGGAAUUGUAGCCACAUGUUGCAGAUCUCAGUACCGAUCGGAAUUGUAAAGCUAUUAUCCCCAGAAUUAACAUUUUUAUUAUUUUUUUAUACACUGUAAAACAUGGAUUAUUUAUUUAUGUGGUUAAAUUCUAUGAAAACUUACAUGCUAAAAUAAAAUAGACAAUUUUAUAAUUAUUUAGAUUAGAAUUAUUUCCAUCAGGUUAAACAGAUAUUUAUCCUAGACCAAUUGCAAAAAAUAAAGGAUCAGAAAAUGACCAAGAAAAGGUUAAAUAAAUGAGGUUAACUUAGAAAUCAAAGACAGAGAAAACAGAAUUGAAAAGCUUGUAUUGUGAGAAGAAUGAAUGUGAAGGAAGGCAAUGUAGACAUUUCCAGAAAGGAUAACAGUAUAGUUUAGAACAUAUAAUGAAAAUUGGAGGGAAAUGACAGAGGCACUUUCAAGUAAAAUGACAACUUAUAUGGGGGAGAAAAAUACUGAAGAUAUAAAAAGAUGAGAAAAGGUAUAGAAAUCUAUAACAUGCAAGAGAAGCUCCUUCUCAAGGAAGAAAAAGAUCAUUUGAACUUCUUCAUGUUUUCCUUACUUUCCCAAGAUACUCAGAGAGGCAACAUCAACUCUAACAGGUUUUCAUUUGGCUUCUAACGCUUAAAACAUAUACUUUAGGUUGUCUACACACACAGAGCUGAUUCUGGUUUUGCCACAAAAUAUCCAGAGAAGAAGUUCCCACCAUAUUUUAAAUCCUAUUUAAAAACCUCUAGGACAAAAACCCUGGGCUAAUUCAGCAGAUGAAGAGAAUCUUCUAAUGCAAAUCAACAGGUAUUUUUGAGUAGGUGUUUUCAGAAAAACAGAGUGUCAUGCCCUGAGAGUGAUACUAAGAUGAGCACAUUGAUUUUGGCUUCAUGGUAUUGACAACAUAGAGAGGAAGGUGGGUUUGCAGAAAACCAAAAGAAGAAGAACAAUAAAGAAAGACAUAGUAUAAUAGGUCGUCAAAUUAUGUACAGAAAAAAGAGAAAAAAAGACCACAAAAGGGUAGAGGGCAGAGAACCCAACUAAAAAAUGGGUCAAUGACUUGAACAGGGACUUCAUAAAAGAGAAAAUGUAAGUGUCCCCUUAACAUAUAAAAAGAUGUUAACUUCUUUAGUCAUUACAGAAAUGAAAAAUCUACAAUGAAAUACCACUAUAAACUUAACAUAAUAGAUAAAAUGAAAGAGGAUGGAAAACAGAAAAUGUUGCCAAGGGUGCGAAGCAACUGGAACUUUCAUACUCUACAAAUGUGAACUUUGGAAAGCUGCUCAGCAGUAUCUCUUAAAGUUAAAUGUACAAUUACAAUGACUCAGACAUUUUAUUUAGAAAUACUCAUAUACAGCCAUAAAACAUGUACGACAAUGUUCAUAGGAGCACUAUCUGUAAUAGCUUGAACAGGAAGUUGUCUGUUAAUAGAAGAAUGGAUAAAUAAAGGAUGGUCUAUUUAUAGAGCAAUAAGAAUUAACAGACCCCAAUAGGUGAUAGAUGAAUGGGUCUUAUAAACACAAUAUUGAGUGAAGGAAGACAAAAAGCACAUUAUUUUAAAGGUUUAUAAAAUAGUUUUUAAAAACAGCUACAAACAAUCUAUCCCAUUAAAAAUCAGUAAGUGAUUCCCCUUGGGCAGAGAUGGGAGUCAUGGUUGGAUGGAUGGUACUUAAGAGUGGCUGAGGUACAAGAAAUAUUUUCUUUCUUGACUUGGAUGUGUGUUUACUUUGUGAAUAUUGUACAUUUAUGAUUUGUAUGCUUUUAUUAAUGUAGAAAAUAAAACAAAAAGCAAAAUCAAAGUA
Messenger RNA from Sapajus apella (tufted capuchin), 4897 nucleotides. It is a transcript of the gene SLC17A2, whose product is annotated as solute carrier family 17 member 2. Bases 302 to 1474 code for a protein of 390 amino acids. The record is from RefSeq and is a predicted model, not a curated record. Lineage: Eukaryota; Metazoa; Chordata; Mammalia; Primates; Cebidae. Gene Ontology annotation, biological process: transmembrane transport; monoatomic anion transport. The transcript has 10 exons. Gene Ontology annotation, molecular function: transmembrane transporter activity.